This is a messenger RNA of Porites lobata, 1704 nucleotides long. NCBI's taxonomy places the organism in Eukaryota, Metazoa, Cnidaria, Anthozoa, Scleractinia, Poritidae. The record is from the annotation of a GenBank genome assembly.
CUUAGGAGUGAUAUAAAGACGAAUUUGUACAAGGUAUCUUUCCCUGGCUAUAAAAACUUGAUUACCCAGUCUUGCCCGUCCACAGGACAAGAAACCAUUUACAACUUCGUAAAGAGGAUAUUUCAGAUGCCAGGAAAUAGACGUCGCGAACCUAAUUUGGAAAAAAUGGUCUUUUGUAAUGCAAACGGUGAGUGUCUCAAUGUUGGUCGGCCGGUUGGAUUACUGUCCACCGAGGAAACCUCUAAAUGCUACUUGAAAAGCAAAUAUCUCGUAUUUGAUCCAAGUGGCUUGAGUCGCCAGUAUGCUGUUGAAAACUACAGUAGUGACUGGAAGUUAAGUUACUUCCAAGUGUUAUGUUCAGGGGGAAAGAUUGCUCCUGGCGUCAGUGAUUUCACAAAAAUCAAUAUUACCAAGAUGACGGUUGACUUCUUCAAUGAUGAGACAAUUUUUGAAGCCUUGGUAAGGGACAACAGAUUCAAAGAAGAAAAACUUCGAAGUUGUGGCGUAACUUUUAACCAAACACGAAUACCUCUAUCAGCGAAGGCUGUUCACAUCAAGUGCAAGGCCAUAGAGAUUGUUUUUCUAAAUGAGAAAGAUAGUAAAUUGCCCAAAGCAGUCUCACCCAGGCCUCACCCAAAGUCUUCUGUGACCGCUACAAGUACUAAACCAAAGCUGAUAAAGCAAGAAAAUGCUCCAGCUACAUGUUCAGCAUUGCCAGGAGAUUCGAGUACUCCAGUGUCAGCAAGACCAGCUCCUAAGACGAGAGAUAAGUCUGCCCCGUUGGUUGAGAUUACGUUUGACAUCAAAUUUAAAACACUCACUGUUGGAAAAAAUUCAAGGGAAAUAAUCAAGCGGCGCAUAUCAGAAAACUUUGCGCUAAAGCAAGGGUACAGGUGCUAUGUUUCCGAACAUGAGGACCUCAUUAAAAUAGCUCAAUCAGUUGGGGCUAUUUUCGUACUGGAUCGUCCUAGUCACCCUCGUUUUGUUGGCACCUGUUUCAGGAUUGGUAAGGAAUACAUUAUUACCAAUAAACAUGUCGAGGAGGAAAUUCCAAAAAUGGCAAAAGACCUCGUUUAUGUUAAUUUCAACUUUACGAAACCAUGUCAGGUGGAUUCAAAGCGAAGUUUCAUAGACGAUUUGGUGAUGUCUUCUACGGAGCUGGAUUAUGCAAUAUUUAGAAUGAAGAAACCUCAUGAGCAGUUGCCGCCGUCUAUUUUUUCACAUGGUGUCAGUAUAAUGAAUCCGGCGAGCCCAGAGAGCAACUGGUACGUGCUGGCUGACAAGCCCCUCAGACUCAUCGGCCAUCCAGAAGGCGAGCCAAAACAGAUAGACCUGAUGUGUACUAUAAAUGCACGUCCUCAGAGUGGCCUUGAGUGUUGGUGUUAUACUUUGCGAAGGGGAGAGGUGUGUGAGGGUGAAGCAGUAACAGAUUACCAUCAAGGCAAGGACCGCCGAAGAAGAACUUACCACACCAGCAACUUUUUUAGCGGAUCGUCCGGCUCUCCAGGCAUCGUACUUCUAACUGAAAAAAAAUGGUUGGUAGUUCUUCACACCAGAGGGUUUAAGAAUGACGAGGACAAAUUUUUUAUCGAACAGGGUGUGCUUCUCACAGAAAUAUUCAAAGAUGUCCAAAAAAAAAUCAACGAAGCUCAGCAAGGCCCACUUAAGGAUAUCAGUGUGGAGGACUUGUUUCCUUUAGUAGAU